This is a messenger RNA of Caenorhabditis remanei, 1626 nucleotides long. RefSeq lists its product as uncharacterized. Gene Ontology annotation, cellular component: mitochondrion. The transcript has 7 exons. Lineage: Eukaryota; Metazoa; Nematoda; Chromadorea; Rhabditida; Rhabditidae. Gene Ontology annotation, molecular function: molybdenum ion binding; oxidoreductase activity; heme binding. The record is from RefSeq and is a predicted model, not a curated record. The coding region runs from base 1 to 1626 and encodes 541 amino acids.
AUGUUGGGCCGACGAGCAGCAACGUUCGGCCGAUUUUUCAGACAGAAACGUGAUUUCAACAAACUAGCAGGAGCGGGAACAAAUUCUGAGCAUGAUGAAUACAACUACUCUUACUACAAAUACGCAUAUAUCGGUGGAGCUGCUACAGUGGGAUUACUUGGAUACAAGUCUCUAUUUAGAACUGCAAAGCUGGAUCAUGCACAAGAAGAUAAAUCUGUGAAGAAGUUGGAGAAUUUGCCAAUGUACAAACAAGAGGAAGUGAAGAAGCAUGGAAAAGAUGCAGACAGAAUUUGGGUCACUUAUAAGGAUGGUGUCUACGAUGUGACAGACUUCAUUUCAAUGCAUCCUGGUGGUGACAAAAUUCUUCUGGCGGCGGGAGCAGCGGUAGACCCAUUCUGGGCACUAUACUCACAACACAAGACAGCAGAAGUGUUGGAGAUUCUUGAGGGGUACCGGAUCGGACGAUUGGAUGUGAAGGAUGUUCCAAAAGCAGAACCGGACGCAUUCUCAAAUGAUCCGGAACGUCAUCCAGCUCUACUGGUGCGUAAUGCCAAGCCGUUCAAUGCCGAAUCCCCACCUUCCCUCCUUACCGACCACUUCUAUACACCUAAUGAACUGUUCUUUGUCCGAAAUCAUCUACCGGUUCCUGAUAUCAAAACCGAGGACCACCGUCUUACUGUAGAAACACUAAACGGAAAAACGAUUGACUUGUCUGUCGAUGAACUCAAAAAAAAAUACAAGUCCUACACAAUUGGGAGUGUCAUUCAAUGCGCUGGAAAUAGAAGGGCAGAUAUGAAUCAAUACAAAAAAGUGCAAGGAUUGAUGUGGGAAGGUACUGCAAUCAGUAAUGCGGAAUGGACUGGAGUCCGUCUCAGAGACAUUCUCGCCGACGCUGGAAUCGACGUUUUCGACGAGAAAAUCAAGCAUGUGCACUUCGAAGGUUCCGACCUGGACCCAACUGGUACACCAUAUGGCGCAUCGAUCCCAAUGGAGAAGGCUAGAGGGAAUGAAGUGCUAGUAGCUUACCAUAUGAAUGGUGUUGAUAUUCCAAGGGAUCAUGGAGCGCCUCUGAGAGUUAUUGUGCCAGGAAAUGUUGGUGCAAGACAAGUGAAAUGGCUUCGAAGAAUCAUUGUUAGCGAGAAGGAGAGUGAUAGUCACUGGCAACAGAAAGAUUACAGAGCCUUCUCUCCAGCGGUCAAUAUGGGCGACGAACUCAAAUGGGACACCGUACCGUCUAUCCAGGAGUACCCCGUCCAAUGCGCUAUCUGUACGCCGGCACCAAACACCAAGGUGGAUCGUGACGAUGGGACUGUAGACAUUUCCGGAUACGCUUGGAGUGGUGGUGGCCGUGGAAUCAUUCGAAUUGAGAUCAGCGUGGAUGGUGGUGAGACAUGGAGUAGUUGUGAGAUGGAGCAAGAGGAAAAGCAGGAUGUGGAGCACAUGUAUGCCUGGACGUUGUUCAAAGCGGAAGUGAAGAUUCCGCCAGGCGUCAAGGAGUUCAAUAUCAUUGCAAAAGCUGUGGACAGGUCAUACAAUACUCAACCUGAGACUGCUAGCGGUAUCUGGAAUGUUCGAGGACUGAUUCAUAAUGCAUGGCAUAGAGUUCCGAUUAUUGUUAAGGACUAA